GAAUGAAUUUAUCUGGUUCUACAAUAUGGCGACCGGCGUUGAGGGCGUUAAACUCCGGUGGGAUUUAUCCGCAGAAGAAAUCCUUAAGCGGACAGACGAACUCAUCGAGCGAUCGAAGAGAGUUUACGACGCCGUCGGCGCGCUGAAACCAGAUCAACUGACUUACGAAAACUGCUUGAAGGCCUUGUGUGAUGAUACCGCUGAAUAUCACACCGCAAAGUCUGUCCUGGAUUUUCCACAGCAUGUCUCCACAGACAAAGACAUCAGAACGGCCAGUACUGAAGCUGAUAAAAAACUUUCGGAAUUUGAAGUGGAAGUCAGCAUGCGGAAGGAUGUCUUUGACAAUCUUGUGGCUUUUCAGGAGAGACAUAAAGAACCCUUGUCUCCUGAAGCUGUACGUGUUUUGGAGAGGCUAAUUAAACAUGGAAAAAGAGAUGGUCUUCAUUUACCUGUAGAAGUACAAGGAGAAAUAAAGGCAAUCAAGACUCGGAUGAGCAAUCUGUGUAUAGACUUCAACAAGAAUUUAAACGAGGAAAAUACAAUCUUAGAACUUACAAAGGAAGAAUUGGCUGGAUUGCCAGAUGAUUUUAUUAACAGCUUAGAAAAGACAGAUGCUGGCCUAAGCAAAGUUACUCUCAAGUACCCUCAUUACUUUCCAAUAAUGAGAAAAGCCUCCAAUCCUCACACCAGACAGAGAAUGGAAUAUGCCUUCAACAGGAGAUGCAUCCAGGAAAACACUCCUAUUUUGGAAGAACUCGUGGAAUUGAGACAAAAGAUGGCAGACCUUCUUGGCUAUCUAACACAUGCAAGCUAUAUUACAGAGUUACGGAUGUCCAAAACAGCAGAAGCAGUUUCCAGUUUCCUAGCAGAGUUGUGUACCAAGUUAAGACCUCUUGGAGAAGCCGAUUUAUCAGAAAUGCUACGUCUAAAGGAGGCUGAGUGCAAGGAAUUGGGCCAUGACUAUGAUGGCAAGAUUAACUACUGGGACAUGAGAUAUUACAUGACCAUGGUUGAGGAAAAGAACUACGCAGUGGAUCAAAACAAAUUAAAAGAGUACUUUCCUCUUCAUGUAGUUACCAAAGGUUUAUUGGAUAUUUACCAGGUAAAAAUAUACAUGUAUAUACUAAUUUUAACAGAUUUGUAUCUUUUAUUGUGCAGUCUUCCUCCUGGAUGUUUGGUGGCUGAUGGAAGCAGACAGCAUUCCGUCGCUGCCAUGGUAGCAAACUUUACCAAACCAACUGCAGAACAGCCAUCUUUGUUGAUGCAUCAAGAGGUAGAGACAUUUUUUCACGAGUUUGGUCACGUGAUGCAUCAGUUGUGCGCAAAAACAGAUUUUGCAUUGUUCAGUGGCACUCAUGUUGAAAGAGACUUUGUUGAAGCUCCUUCUCAGAUGCUGGAGAACUGGUGCUGGGAAAAAGAGCCUCUUCAUCGCAUGUCAGCUCAUUACAAAGAUUCUAGUGCUGUUCCAGAUGAAAUGCUUGAAAAACUCAUAGCAUCACGUAAUGCAAAUACUGGUGUAUUUAACUUAAGACAAAUUUUGCUGGCAACAUUUGAUCAAACAAUUCACACUCAACCCAAGGCAAACACAGCAGAGAUUUUUGCCAAACUUUCUAGUGAGAUUCUCCGUAUUCCAUCCACACCAGAUACCAACAUGCCGGCAUCGUUUGGUCAUCUGGCUGGAGGAUAUGACGCACAAUAUUAUGGAUAUCUGUGGAGUGAAGUGUUUUCGAUGGAUAUGUUUCACGCCCGGUUUAAGAAAGAAGGAAUAAUGAAUCCUUCAGUAGGAAUAGAUUACAGAACGUUCAUAUUACAGCCAGGUGGUACUGUGGUAAGUAAUAUGCAAGAGGAGAAGGCACAGGGUAUCCACGGUCAGGGAAAACCAAGGCCCUGUCCACACCAAACCGGAGGAAUUUGGAAAAGGCGUUUUCACUCUGAAAACGCAUCAAAUGUUUUCCGUCCACACUACGCCGGAGGAAUGUAAAAAUGCAACAGUCACCGUUCAUUUUGGAUUUGUGUUUAGGGGAAAACUUGGGAAGGGGAAUAUCAUGUUUAUCGUAACGUCAUCGUUUACGAAAAGCAACGUUUCCAAACUGUU
Molecule: messenger RNA, 2095 nt
Organism: Orbicella faveolata
Lineage: Eukaryota; Metazoa; Cnidaria; Anthozoa; Scleractinia; Merulinidae
Product: thimet oligopeptidase-like
Biological process (GO): peptide metabolic process; proteolysis
Cellular component (GO): mitochondrial intermembrane space
Molecular function (GO): metalloendopeptidase activity
Source: RefSeq, a predicted model, not a curated record